GAUUGCACCGCCAAAUAUGACACAGAAAUGAGGAGAUGGUAAAAUACAUCUAAUAAGCUUCAAUUUGACGUGCGUCGACCCCAGUCAGUUUUAAAUUGAAGAACUAAAUUUAUAGCAUGAAGCUGUUCAGUUUGGUUGUUGGCUAGACUGCCCUCUAGCGAUUCAUUCAUUCAUCAGUUGGGAAGAGUUGCCCACAACCACAGGGAUCAGGAGAUUGUUGACAUUGCAAGUUCCAGGACCCUGGAUAUUUGUAAAGCGAGAAGGUCAACCAUUCCCCUCCGGGUCAACACACUCAAGUGCCAUUGUCAGUGUAUUUUGAGCAUUGCCUGACAUAUUGCACGGUGUGUUAUCACAGAGGCAGGAAACGGCAGACUGGGCACCGUGUCUGCUGGUUGUUUUUGGCUGUGCAUUGUGCAAUCAGCACCAUGCUUGUUGCAACUCGUUUCCUGGAUUUAAUCCUGCCGACAUACAGUGUACAUACAUGUACAUGUAGUUUCCUCAUAUACUAUUUGCUUACAUGUACCUGUGGACAACAUUGAAGUCCAAACUUCUCUCCAGGAAGUACCGUACAGCACUUAUAAAGUAGCGGUAUUGUUGUCGUGCCAUUCACUGAGCUUUGCACAGAUUUUAAGGGACCUCUUGCAUUGACAAGAGCCCGACCAAGAUCGCCCCGUUCUCCCCGACGCGUCACAUCAAGCCCUUCCCAAAGCACACGCCCACCACCAUGGACGAGACUUAUGCUGAGCUGGCCAAGAAGGUCUUCCGCAACAGCCGUUACGACGAGUCGCGCUGCCCCAACUACGAGUUCCCUGACGAGAUCCCUAUCGAGAGCGAGCAGGAGAAGAAGAAAGGGGUGGAGAAGCAGAUCAGCUAUGCCAGCGCCAAAAAGCAUCAUCACCAGCAGGGCGAUAAAUUAGCCCAUUUGAACCAUCUCCAUGACAACACUUUGAGCGCCAGAGAGGCCAGCGAGACCAGGUCCCGCACCAUUGACUAUGAUACCUGCCCCCUGGACAGUGAGGUUGACUCGAUGACGAAUGAAGUCACCAGUACUGAUGAUUCCACGGCAGUGUUUGAGUUGGAGUACCAGAGGGUGUCCAUCAGCGGGGACGACAAGAGUGGGGUGCCACCCCAGGACCUCUAUGAUGCCUCCAGGUCCCUCAUCGAUGCCUUGGUGAUGCGGGAGAAAUACAUGAAGUUGGCCCUGCAGUCCUUUCCCCGCAAGGCGGCCUCUUUCCUGCGCCAGAUUGACGGCAAGCCAAUGGACAAUGGCGACUCCGUCAGCCCUGUGCAUGAUGCAGAAAAUCAUCCUAUUCACCCGCCCACCAUGGAGGGAGACCCUUUUGCCUGCGAGCUGCCGGAGCCCAUGCAGUGUGAGUUCAAGAUGAAGGAUGGCAUCAUCCGUGUCUAUGAAAACGAAGAGGAUGUGGCGAGGGACAAGCCCAUCGACUUGCCCUGCGUGGACAAGAUGACGUUUCUUGCCGAUUCCAACAUGAUGAUGGCGCUCAUGGCCAACGGACCAAUUAAGUCGUUUUCUUAUCGGAGGCUGUCCUACCUGGCCUCCCGGUUUCAUCUGCACAGUCUGCUGAACGAAAUGAAGGAGCUCGCUGCUCAGAAGUCUGUGCCCCACCGAGAUUUCUACAACAUCAGAAAGGUGGACACUCACGUCCAUGCGUCCUCUGGAAUGAACCAGAAACACCUCCUGCGAUUCAUCAAGAAGAAGAUGAAAACAGAUACCAACAAAGUCGUCUGCAAGAACAGGGACGGAUCCACGAUGACGCUCAAACAGGUGUUUGACAGUCUGAACCUGACAGCAUACGACAUCAACGUCGACACCCUGGACGUGCAUGCUGAUCGCAACACCUUCCAUCGUUUUGACAAGUUCAACUCUAAGUAUAACCCCAUCGGGGAGAGCAAACUCCGGGAGAUCUUCAUUAAGACGGACAACCACAUCGGCGGACUCUACUUCGCUCAGUUGAUCAAGGAGAUGUGUAAUGAUUUGGAGGAGAGCAAGUACCAGAAUGCAGAGUACCGGUUAUCCAUCUACGGACGCAAUGAAAAGGAGUGGGACAAGCUGGCCAAGUGGGCCGUCGACCACCAGGUCUACUCAGACAAUGUCAGAUGGCUUAUCCAGAUUCCCAGGCUAUAUGAUGUCUACCGAUCCAACAAGAUGGUGGCUAACUUUGCCAAGAUCCUGAAUAACAUCUUCAUGCCGCUGUUUGAGGCUACAAAGGAUCCCAGCUCACACCCAGAGUUGCACAAGUUCCUACAAUACGUGACCGGCUUUGACAGCGUGGACGAUGAAUCCAAGCCCGAAGACCUGAUCUUCACCUCAGACAGUCCGGAGCCGGAGCAGUGGACGUCCACUGAAAAUCCACCCUACUCCUACUGGAUCUUCUACAUGUACGCCAACCUUGUGGUCCUCAAUCACUUCCGGAGGGAGCGUGGUUUCAACACCUUUGUCCUCAGACCGCAUUGUGGAGAGGCUGGCCCCGUCCAUCAUCUCGUCACUGCCUUUAUGCUGGCAGAGAACAUCUCCCACGGAUUGCUGCUAAGAAAGACGCCAGUGUUGCAGUAUUUGUACUACCUGGCCCAAAUUGGCAUUGCCAUGUCCCCCCUCUCCAACAACUCCCUCUUCCUGAACUACCACCGCAACCCCCUGCCAGAGUUCCACGCCCGGGGACUGUGCGUCUCCCUGUCAACCGAUGACCCGCUACAGUUCCACUUCACCAAGGAGCCCUUGAUGGAGGAAUACAGCAUUGCUGCUCAGGUAUGGAAACUGACAACAUGUGACAUGAGCGAACUCGCCAGAAAUAGCGUUGUUAUGAGCGGCUUCCCAAAUGAGUUCAAGGACCACUGGCUUGGGCCCAACUGGCGCAAGGAAGGCCCCCCGGGGAAUGACAUCACGCGCACCAACAUUCCGGACAUCCGGGUGGCGUUCCGGGAUGAGACGCUGACCGAAGAGCUGACCACCAUCUGCCGGUCGGUUAAGGAGAUGGCCCACCGGAACAGUGUGGUCACUGCACCCAAGUUCUGAUUGCGGACCAAGUACGAAUGUCAGCACGGCAAGACGGGCCCAGCCCCCCCCUGAUGUGUCACUUGUGGGAAAUUCAAUCAGGGUGAAAAUACCUGAAUUGAAAGUGUUAGCCCAUUGGCACUUUUAUUACAUUGUAUAACACCGUGCUGCAUUGUUUUACAAUAUGGUACACUGUAUUACAAUAUGGUACAUUGUAUUACAAUAUGCUACAUUGUAUUACAAUAUGCUACAUUGUAUUACAUUGCAUUACGUUCUAUCACACUGUGCUACCAUGUAUUUCAUUGUGCUAAAUGCCAUCACAUUGCAUUGCAUUGUGUUAUAUUUAUAUUUAUCCGUGAACUCAUAACACUAUACUGUGCUCUGGUGGUUUGGGUGAUACAGGGAAUAAUGGGCUACUGUGGGCAGAGGCUGGGCUGAGUAAAGUCUGCAGUUUAUUAAGAAAUAUUGCGCAUGAACUCAAAAGCCGAGGAGGCCACCCAGAGUGCAGCUGAUAUAUCACCUCGCUCUGGCUCCUACAUCAAGACAACUGUAAGGGCUGUUUCACUGGUUAGCACUUCACUCGGAGAUGUCUUCUUGCUUGCAUUAUGCUCCUUUGGAAAAGUGCCUCGUGGCUCUUUGUAGGCAUGGAAAGGGUUUCCAGUGUGUUCCUGGGUGGAGAGGACUACUCCGGGAUAAGUGUGGCCAAAGGCAACUCCUCCUUUUAUCUGAUGGCCAGAAUUAGGAAGCUGUUAAUGUCACAGGGCACAACUUCUGCAGAGGU
Messenger RNA from Acanthaster planci (crown-of-thorns starfish), 3794 nucleotides. Its product is annotated as AMP deaminase 2-like. The record is from RefSeq and is a predicted model, not a curated record. Gene Ontology annotation, cellular component: cytosol. Gene Ontology annotation, molecular function: AMP deaminase activity. Gene Ontology annotation, biological process: AMP metabolic process; IMP salvage. NCBI's taxonomy places the organism in Eukaryota, Metazoa, Echinodermata, Asteroidea, Valvatida, Acanthasteridae.